Messenger RNA from Phialemonium atrogriseum, 1156 nucleotides. RefSeq lists its product as uncharacterized. The transcript is spliced from 2 exons. Lineage: Eukaryota; Fungi; Ascomycota; Sordariomycetes; Cephalothecales; Cephalothecaceae. Bases 1 to 759 code for a protein of 252 amino acids. The record is from RefSeq and is a predicted model, not a curated record.
AUGCCUUCCAUCAAGACCGCCCUCGCCCUUACCCUCCUCGCCGCUGCCGAGCUAGUUGCCGGCCACGGAGCCAUCAUCCAGGCAACCGGCGACGCCGGCGGCACCGGCAUGGGCCUGGGCGUCGACACCAGUACUCCGCGCGACGGCACCGGCCGCAGGCCCUUCCAGCAGGACAGCACGCGGUUCCGGGGCGCGGCGGCCGACACCUUUGGUGAGACCCUCGAGGGCGGCGCCAACCAGCUCGAGGCCGGCACCAAGGCCAUCAUGGCCGAGACGGGCGACCAGCUCCCCCAGGUUUCCCAGGGCGGCCAGGUUCUCAUGACCCUCCACCAGGUCAACUCGGACGGGGCCGGGCCCUACACCUGCAUGAUCAAUGCCGACGGCACCGGCACCAACUGGACGAACAUCCAGGUCACCCAGAACGUCCCUGGCAGAAACUCUAGGAACAGGGCCGGCGCCACCACCGACUUCCCCCUGACAGCCUCCAUCCCGGCCAGCCAGAGCUGCAUGGGCACGGUGGCGGGGCAGGACAACGUGUGCCUGGUGCGGUGCGAGAACACGGCUCGCGCGGGCCCCUUCGGCGGCGUCGUGCCCGUCCAGAUGGCCGACAACACCACCACGCCCGCCGCGGCGCGUCGCGCCCUCGCCCGCAGCGUCCGGCUCGCCGAGGUCGCCAUCGGAAACCUCCGGAGGCGCGCGGCCGACCUGUCUAGGCUCGACUCGGCCGAGAUCGAGGAGAUCCUCGAGGAGUGCCAGUAGAUUUUUCUUCUUUCUAAAUCUUGGGGCGGACACCAGGUGAAGGCAAGUGUUGAGGUCAAUGUUGGGCGUGAGCCGCGCGGAAAUCUGUAUAGGUUGGUGGGUGAGCCUGGUAGAUCUGGAGGAGCGCUGGUGAUGAUCAUCGCAUUUUUGUAUUUUCUUUCUCUUCUUGUUCUCCUUUUUUUGUAUCUAGAUAUACCGAGGGACGCCGGCACUGAACAGUGCCCGGUCUUGCAUGUAGCAGGAGUCCAUUCAUUUUGAAGCUAAAUAAAAGCAUCUGCCAUUCCUUAAAACAAAGGAAUUGUCUUCACACCUUUCAAGUUGAGGAAGAAGAGGAAAGAGACAGAGAAGGAGAUGGAGAGCCACACACGCUGUUUUGGCUGCUAGCUUACAUUUGGGG